Messenger RNA from Aquila chrysaetos chrysaetos, 3244 nucleotides. It is a transcript of the gene TPH2, whose product is annotated as tryptophan hydroxylase 2. Gene Ontology annotation, biological process: serotonin biosynthetic process; aromatic amino acid metabolic process. Gene Ontology annotation, molecular function: iron ion binding; tryptophan 5-monooxygenase activity. Lineage: Eukaryota; Metazoa; Chordata; Aves; Accipitriformes; Accipitridae. The record is from RefSeq and is a predicted model, not a curated record. The transcript is spliced from 13 exons. Bases 149 to 1861 code for a protein of 570 amino acids. Gene Ontology annotation, cellular component: neuron projection.
GUCUAUCUCCCGGCGGCUCUCGUCACCCGGCGACGGGUCUCCCCCUAAUCGGGUUUCCAUCAGUCUCCGCGGGGGCGUAUAAAAGGAGCCGCCGCGGGGCGAGGCGGGCAGAGCGCGGCGCUGCCCACCCCCCUUCCCGCCCGGCCCCAUGCAGCCCGCCAUGAUGAUGUUCUCCAGUAAGUACUGGGCGCGGAGGGGCUUCUCGCUGGACUCGGCCCUGCCGGAGGAGCGGCCCGCCGGCGGCGGCCUCACCCUAAACAGAUCCAGUUCUGGGAAAAAUGAGGAAAAGAAAGGGAAUAAGGGAAACGGGAAAGGUGAAUCUGUUUCUGAAGGUGGAAAGACAGCCGUGGUGUUUUCCUUGAAGAAUGAAGUUGGUGGAUUAGUGAAAGCUCUCCGACUCUUCCAGGAGAAACAUGUGAGUAUGGUUCAUAUUGAAUCACGAAAAUCGAAGAGAAGGAACUCAGAAGUGGAAAUUUUUGUGGACUGCGACUGCAGUAAGAAAGAAUUUAAUGAACUAAUCCAGUUGCUCAAGUUUCAAACUAAUAUCGUAUCUCUCAAUCCGCCAGAAAACAUCUGGACUGAUGAAGAAGAUCUCGACUGUGUCCCUUGGUUCCCCAGGAAGAUAUCUGAAUUAGACAAAUGCUCACAGAGAGUUUUGAUGUAUGGAUCUGAGCUGGAUGCAGAUCACCCCGGAUUUAAAGACAAUGUCUAUCGACAGAGAAGAAAGUACUUUGUGGAUGUUGCCAUGAGCUAUAAAUAUGGUCAACCCAUUCCCAGAGUGGAGUACACAGCUGAAGAAAUUAAAACAUGGGGGGUGGUGUUUAGGGAACUCAGUAAACUCUAUCCCACCCAUGCUUGUCGUGAAUAUUUGAAAAACUUUCCUCUGCUGACCAAGUACUGUGGAUACAGAGAGGAUAAUGUGCCUCAGUUGGAAGAUGUUUCUAUUUUUCUUAAAGAAAGGUCUGGCUUCACAGUGAGACCAGUUGCUGGAUACCUGUCUCCACGAGAUUUUUUAGCUGGCUUAGCGUAUAGAGUUUUUCACUGUACUCAGUACAUACGACAUGGCUCAGAUCCUCUCUACACACCAGAACCGGAUACGUGCCAUGAACUCUUAGGACAUGUGCCUCUACUUGCUGAUCCCAAGUUUGCACAGUUUUCACAAGAGAUAGGACUUGCUUCGCUGGGAGCAUCUGAUGAAGAUGUUCAGAAAUUAGCCACUUGCUAUUUUUUUACGAUUGAAUUUGGCCUUUGCAAGCAAGAAGGACAACUGCGUGCUUAUGGGGCAGGACUUCUGUCUUCUAUUGGCGAAUUAAAGCAUGCUCUCUCUGACAAGGCCAAUGUGAAAACAUUCGAUCCAAAGACAACCUGUUUGCAAGAAUGCCUUAUCACUACUUUCCAGGAAGCUUACUUUGUUUCAGAAAGUUUUGAAGAAGCCAAAGAAAAGAUGAGGGACUUUGCCAAAUCAAUCAAUCGUCCCUUCUCUGUGUAUUUCAAUCCAUAUACGCAAAGCAUUGAGAUUCUGAAGGAUACCAGGAGUAUAGAAAAUGUUGUCCAGGACCUCCGCAGCGAUCUAAACACUCUUUUUCACACCUCUCCGCUUAAGAGCCCCUUCAGAUGCACUAAAAGGAGUCCCUGCACCUUUGGAGAAGAGGCAGUUAAAAAGGUACAGGACUGUGAAGGGCAGAUGGGGCUACAGGAGCCGAGCGAGGCUGAGCCAAGCCAGAGGAAAAGGCAGCGUCGGCUGAAGUCAAGGAGAGGAGAAAUUCCCCAAGUAGAUCUCUGUCACUCCUCCCAACCAUUUUUACUCAUUCCAGUCUUCGAUCGGAAGUGUUUGAAAUACAUUAUUGGAAGCCUUGUUUAAUUGAAAUGCAUUGUGUCCAGACUAAUUUGGAAGCACCAAGACUGAUUUUAUAACAUACUCGAAAACUCUUGGGCCCUUGGAGGAGGGAAGCAAGGUGGAACUGAAAGAUGGUGUGGCAGUUUUGGGGCCAGGCAAAAGGCCUGUUGUCGAACCACAGGUACUGUGGAGUUAUUUGUCACCCUCGAGAAGAGCUAGCCUAAAAGAGAUACUUCCAUAAUACAAAACAACCUCCCCUUCCUCCCUCUCUGGGUUUGAUCGCGGUGGCAUUUGGGGUAGAAGCAUUUUUUCUGAUUUUGAAAUUUGUGCCAAGUGACAAGCUCCCAGGACAGGGCAUUUCAUCUCGGUGAGACUGAUGUUCUUGUCACUUUUACUGCCACCUCCAGCACAAAUGGGCAGCGAUGCCAAUUGCCCUGAGCAGCUGCUGGCGCCUGCCACCGAACGGGACUCUGGGGGGAUCCACCAGCAGACUGGCUCCAGCUGAGGGACCACACGGCUUCCAGCAUCUCCAGCCUGGGGCAGGUGUGCCAGCAGUCAGGACGACUGAUCUCGGAGGGCUGUCUUGGAUUAAGCAAAAGCUUGAGAUGCGGUAGACUGGCACAUUUCUGGCUGCAGAGGUUGGUAUUUUUUGAGUAAUCUUUAUUUUGACAGCAUGUUCAAACAAUUCUGAGGCCCCGCUCAAGAUUUCCCACAAUAUAAGUGCUCAAAUUCCCUCUUUGCUGGCACUUCAGAUAGGCUGGAUAUUAAAUAAAAUUGGAGAGCCUGCAUGUGACCAGAAGAGCUCUCAAAAAUAGGUCCGCUUUUAAGAUCAUGGAGAACGAACAGUCAAUUCUUUAGUGAUCUGACCAGCACUGAGGCAAUUCCUAUAUAUUUCAUAGUAAGUGGUAGUAGAAAUCUUUCAUAAAGAAAACCCUAAGCCAUCCCAAACUGCGCUUUCCAUGAAUGAAUUCAAACACAGAAACUGCCUGCCUAUGGUCUGCAGGAGUUCAAACCCAAGAUGUGUCAACAUGGGUGCAGUGUCCAAUCUCAGUCAUAGCGACACAGAGAGAGACUAUUGCCAGUCCCACUGCCAGGCACUAAGUAAUUCCUUGCUGGAAGAGGUUUGUUCAGUCCCAGCAGGGAAAGAGGCAGCUCCGCUGCAGAGGCUAUCCAAUUAUGUGGAUUUUUUCAGGAAAUGCUGUAAAAACAUUUUCCUUCAUGAGCCUGUGCUAGAGCUAUGUAUCUCUGGUGAUACAAUAUUUUCGUUCUGCCUGGCUUUUUGUGGUGUUUAAUGAUGUGGCAGGUUUAAAAAAUUUGGUGAUUGAAAGAUUAAAGCAUGUAGUGUAAAAGGUGGCAGGAGGAUGAUUUGUUUGUUUGCUGUUUUCUUGCUUGAGUUUCCUUAGCUUA